Molecule: messenger RNA, 435 nt
Organism: Lachancea meyersii CBS 8951
Lineage: Eukaryota; Fungi; Ascomycota; Saccharomycetes; Saccharomycetales; Saccharomycetaceae
Source: the annotation of a GenBank genome assembly
AUGCUUAUAGGAUCCCAGAUACCCGGUGAGCUUAUUAGUAGACAAGUCUCUUGGCUUCCCUCGAUAAAUAACAAAACAUGGAGGAUUCUAGCAAUCGUGGGCAUCGUUAUUGCUUGUUUACUGGUGUUGUGGAUUCUGGGCUCAUUUCUUAGAUGUUGUGUACAUGGCGCAGCUGGCAUCUGCGAAUUCUGCUUUUGGUGCUGUCCUCGGUCAAGACCACAUCGCUCUGUCCAGGGCCAACGACCUUUACGGCCGCCCCCACCAUCUUACAGCGCUCCUAUGGUCAUUUACCAGCCUAUCGUCGAGCCUGAAAGCUCAUAUUACCGCGAGGUUCAUUAUGAUCUGGAGUCACAGAAACCGUACAAUGCUGCUGCUGCUAACGAGCAGUACGAAUUCCAAGGAUAUCCCGCACACAAUUCAAGGAUCAGAUAUUGA